This is a messenger RNA of Phaedon cochleariae (mustard beetle), 7957 nucleotides long. The record is from the annotation of a GenBank genome assembly. NCBI's taxonomy places the organism in Eukaryota, Metazoa, Arthropoda, Insecta, Coleoptera, Chrysomelidae.
ACUUGUAGGUAAGUUACUAAAAAGUGAAAAUGAAAAAGUUAAAAGUAACCAUAAAGUUACUAAUAUUUGUGAAUGGCUGAAUUGAAAUAAUUUAUAUUUGAUCUAUUGUAUUUUUGUGUGUUUAUUAUUACUAGAUUGCUUGUUAUCGUUGUUAUUAACUCUCAUUUAGCUCGUAUGGGCUGUAAAAGUGAAUUUUUAUAGGAAUUCUUUCGUAAUAACAAUACAGCUCUAAGUUUCUAUUGAUUACUUUAACAAUAAUUUAUAUAAAAGUAGGGUUAUGUUAAAAUACCUCAUGCCAAUUUCUUUAUAAAAUCAACUAGGAUAAAGACUACUGAAAAAAUGGCAGAUACCAAUUCCACUAACACAACUGUGAUGAGCGAAAUUUCUUCCCUUGUGAGAAAAUGGGAAGAUGAACACCAACAGCCAAACUAUGACCCUGUACCUACACUUACAAGGUUGGCUGAGUUAGUUGAAGUGGAAACUGAGAACUACCUAAAGAUGGACCCAGAUCCAUUUGAUGAACGUCAUCCUUCUAGGACUGAUCCUCAAUGUAUUUUAGGCCAGAUUCUAAAAGCACUGUUCAAAAAAGAGAACUUUACAAACAAGCUCAUAGGUGACUACAUGAGGGACACUUUUUACUCUCGCAGUGGUGUCAUUGGGAGGGAUACAGAUCAAUUGAACAUAGCUGCCUGUAGAUUGAUGCUAGAUAUCAUGCCAGGCUUAGAUACUACUGUUGUAUUCCAGCCUGAAUCUGAUAGUUUGAUUAACCGUCUCAUAAAAUGGGUAACAAACUCUAUUGAACCACUUCAAAGUUAUGCUACUGGAUUAUUAGGGGCUGCCAUGGAAAUCCCAGAGAUAGCAACAAAGUUUAGGGAGCCAAAUAGUAAACUGAUACCACUGCUUCUGCAGAGGAUCAGGAGGUUGAAGAAUUCCUCUGAAUUUGUCAAUAAUGUUAGUUUCAACAGGCCCUUUGCCCAUUUUUCUGUGAUGAGGUCCCCACCAUAUAGAGCUGAUGGUAUUAUUAGGUCCCCUCCAUAUAGAACAGAUAGUAUGAUUCAGUCCCCUUUGCCUGUUACUAGUUGGAAAGAUCAUGAUAAUGGUUUAAUUAUGAAUAAAGAUAAUGGAAGCCAAGAAGGUCUGGCAACAGCAUCUGGUACUCAGGUGUCUGAUAGAGUUCAUAAAAGAAAAAGUGCAACUGAAAUUUCCCCAAAUAGACUUGCAGAAACCUCAAAACCAAUUAUUGAACCUGAAGAAGCACCUUCCAGAAAACGUGCUAGAAUUGAGACAAACAUUCCAGAUGCAGUUUAUCUGGGAAGUCCCCAAAAGGGAAGUACAGUUUUUGCAGAAACUAGUAAUUCAUCAUGGGCAGAACUUGAAAAUUUCAUGAUAGGCACCGUCCAAAUAUUUCCCCCCACUAUUGCUACCAGACAAAUACUAAUUCUUAGGUAUUUGACUGCCAUGGGAGACUACCAGGAAUUUUUAAGUCAUGUUUUUGAACAUGAUGCACUUGAACUGAUACUUUGCUAUGUUAAUGUUAGGGCUACCAAAGAAGCUCGGUUGGCCUUUGAGGCUUUAAAAUAUCUAGCGGCGCUCCUUUGCCACAAAAAGUUUUCCAUAGAGUUCAUCCAGUGUAAAGGAUUGGAGGCAUUAUUGGAAGUGCCCAGGCCAUCAAUAGCUGCCACCGGCGUGUCAAUUUGUCUUUACUACCUCGGCUAUUGUGAAGAAGCAAUGGAAAGAGUGUGUUUGCUACCCAAGUAUGUGGUUAGCAAUCUUGUCAAGUAUGCACUCUGGCUUUUGGAAUGUUCCCAUGAUUCUGGCAGGUGCCAAGCCAUCAUGUUCUUUGGCCUUACGUUCCAGUUCAAGGUCAUACUGGAAGAAUUCGAUGCUCAGGAUGGUUUGAGAAAACUACACAAUGUGAUCGCGACGUUGCCGAUUUUAUUACCUGAUGCAGACACGGGACAAAUCAACGAAGAGCAAGAAGGGGCCUACAGGCAAAUAGUUCGGCAUGUCUGCGUCGCUUAUCGUCGCUAUCUGGAAGCCCACUUGUAUAUCAAGGUGGAGCUGAUAAGGAGGUCGCAGAUCAGGCCUAACGAGAGACCCACCCAGUUGCUGCCGGCACUUCCAUCGUACAAGGCUCUCGCCAGAGAUCCGGAUGGCGCUUUUAUGGACCCUAGUAAGCAAACGUUACAGAUUUUUCUACAGACUUACUUUCCCGGCAGUCUGCUUCUAUACCUUUUCAACUUCAAUUUCGGAAUCGGUAUAGAGGACCGUCAUCAAAUUCCACUUCGAAUUGGAUCGAUAAUACUACCAAAAAAGGAGGACUGGAAGAAUGCCUCAAUGGUGGUCACUCCAGAGUCAGCGGAAUGGGUGGUUAAUGUUUUCUCCCCAUUCAAGUCUCCGGAAGGGGACGGUGUUUUUCCUGCCCUUUUACAAAAGGGAAGAGAAGUUUUACUACCUCUCCUGGUUAGUCCCAGCGAGUUUGGCGCUAGGCUGGUCAACAGCAAGAGAUGUGUAUAUGCACAAAUCGGGCAUAUUAGAGAGGGGAUUCAAAGGGAACAUCCCCUAAAUCCCCAUCAAUAUGCCUACCAAACAGGCAAAUCAACGGAUUCAGCACUGAACAAUCUUGUAGGAAAGAUCAGCCAUUUCUUAGAUCAUAAGGAAAUUUCGCUGGCAGAUUUCCUGGAUAUAGAAGGAGCGUUCAAUAAUGCCCUACCACAAUCACUUUAUAUGACAAUGCAAGAGUCGAUCAGGUUUAGAGCGGUAAAAGGUUCCCCCCUUAUGUGGUCAUUCCUAGUUGACUCUCUGCUGAACGAUCAUUCCAUGCAGGUGGUGGAUUUCCAAUGCUAUGCAGAUGAUCUAGUCCUAAUAGUAAGAGAGAAAGAAGCGACGAUCUCAAACGGCCUACAAGAAGCCCUUAAAACAGGCCUGCCACUGCAACAUAUGGUAGCGUGCAAAUCCUCGCCAGAAGAGAUCCAGCAGCAAAUCGACACGCUCUUUCACGACAUGCCCUAUCGCAGCCAUUGGCCGCCCGUCGACCAGCUGCUCAAGCUGGGCGGCAUCACUUUGCUGCUCAAGAUCAUCGCGUUCGCGUACGAGUGGAACUACAGCGGUAGGGCGGAGACUGUGCGCAGCGCGCUGGACGUGCUGGCGAUCGCCUGCGUCAUGCCCAAGGUGCAGCAGCUGUUCUGCGACAGGGUGGACUUGCCCGAGGAGACCUUGACCGUCGGAUUGAAUAUUAUCUUAGGAGCUGCAGAAGGAGAAAUUGUAGCAGAUGCUGACGUGCAAAAAGCCGCUCUCAGAGUCAUCGGCAAUAGUGUUUGUGCCCCCAAAUCUAGGGUCGGCGGCACCCUGACCAGGUUCUCCCAGAACCCCACCUCGCCCGUCAAAAAGAUGAAGUACAAGAGCUCCGAGGAGCUGAUCCAGAAGGUGUGGGACUGCGCGCGCGCCAACAGCGGCAUCAUGGUGCUGCUGCAGCUGAUGCAAGUCAAGACGCCUAUCACCGACGCCGACUGCAUCAGGACGCUGGCUUGCAGGGCGCUGGCCGGGCUAGCCAGGUCCGACACGGUCAAGCAGAUCGUCAGCAAGCUGCCUCUUUUCACCAGCGGACAGCUGCAAAAUCUGAUGAGGGACCCUAUUCUUCAGGAGAAACGUCAAGAACAUGUCCAAUUCCAGAAAUACGCUCUCGAGCUACUCGAGUUGCUUUCUGGCAAGGGCAAACAUACAGACACCAACCUGGAAGCUUCUCUCGCUAACAUCCACAGGGCUAAUGUUGUUGCACAAACCAGAAUACAGUUCAACGACAGGCAGUUGUUGCAACUCAUACACCAGCAUUUGGUGCACAAAGGAUAUGCCGAUACGGCCGGCAUGUUGGUGAAGGAAGCGAGUUUGAGCAACGCCAUCACCUCUCUCAGUUCUCAGCAUCCUACCAAGUUUAGGUACAGCUCAACACUGACUCCUGCAAGGGCAGAAGACUUCAACAAAAGGCACAUUUUUGCACUUUAUCUACAAACUUCGGCGAUGAAAUCUUCCCCACAUGAAGUAAAAUUGAAGUUGGGGUCCAGAGGAACUCCUGUAGAACAAUUAAUUUGUAUUCGUUCAUGCAAAGCAGGACAAUCUGGGAAACAUCAGAACUUGCCCGUCACCCCCACCCAAAAUUCCCGUCUGCAAAAGCAGAUCAGCGGAGACCCUCACGUCUGGUUGGGGCCCGACGAUAUUUCUCCGUCUGCCGAACAACCCAGGGUCACUCUGGAUUCCAUCAUAACGGAGUAUCUGACGAACCAACACGCCCUGUGCAAAAACCCCAUGGCGACGUGUCCACAAUUCAACUUGUUUGUGCCUCACAAGUGCCCAGAUCCAAAACCUAGGAUAACCACUGCGAACAACUAUGUGUUGAGGUGCGCCAGAAGGCAGAUCGGCAUCCAAUCGAAAACGAUGGACAGGAGGUUCGUGCAUUCCCGAUUCUGUCCAGUACAAACCAUAAGACUGCAAAAGGAUGAUGGGUUCUUCACUUGUGCCAAAUUCAUGCCGGGAGAUAAGACGUUGGUUGUGGGCGACUACAAUGGCGAAGUGCACUUGUUCAACUUGCAUAAAGGCACGGAAACGAACAUGUUCACAGCUCACGACAACUACAUAGUCCAGUUGGAACCGAACAGGACCGGCGAUUUCAUUCUGACUAGCUCCACCUGGGGGAAACCUGUUUCCGCUAUGUGGGACAUGAAGACCUUCGAGAUGAAGAUGCCUUUCGAUGAUGAAGAACAUGUAGAAUUCAGCAAAGUUACCCAAGAAAAAGUUAUUGGAACCAAAGGAGAAAUGGCGACGAUAUUUGAUGUGAAUACCAGACAAUCUGUGUCUCGUCUGGUACCUACAGUUAGCAACCAGUACACCAAAAACAAAGCAACAUUCAGCUAUAAUGACGAACUGAUCCUUUCUGACGGAGUUUUGUUUGAUGUGAACUCCGGGAAGCAGAUUCACAAGCUGGACAAGCUGAACCAAACGCAAAGUGGAGUUUUUCAUCCGAAUGGUCUAGAGAUUGUAUCAAAUACUGAGGUCUGGGACAUAAGAACAUUCCACUUAUUGAAGACAGUGCCGGUUUUGAAUCAGUGUUCCGUAUUUUUCUCACCUGUGAAAACUGCAAUUUACGCAAUCUCCAUGGAACAAGAGAUGGACGAUGGAGAUCCAACAUUUGAAACCAGCUUCAAGACUGUCGAUGCCAUAGAUUAUUCUAGUAUAGCCACUUUCGACGUGAAAAAGAGCAUCUACGACCUCGCCAUCGACGGUUACGAUACCCAAAUCGCCGUGGUGGAGAACCAGGGCAUGUACAAUUCUGUCCAAGAGUCGGUGGUACGGGUUUACGACGUGGGGCGCAGGCGCGACGACGAGGACGAACAGGAAGAAGAAGAAGACGAGGAAGAAGACGAUAUGGAUGGAAGUGACGAUGACAACUCUGAUAAUGAUGCUUUCCACACGGACAUGGACGGUGACAAUAACGACAACAACGACAAUAACGACGACGAUAACGACGAUGACGACGACUUUGACGAUGGCGGUGGCAACGACAGCAGCAUCAAUACGCCGAGCUGGACCAGCUUGUCGAGCAGCAACGAAAGCUCGCUAGAUGGCUCCCUUCUGGGAGAUUUGCUGUUUGAUUACAUAUAGCUGAACAAACUCGAAAUAUUCACCGAUUGACCGUGUGGAAUAGCUCAAAUAGCUGUCAGCUGUCAGUCUUCUCUUCUUGAGCUUUCUUAGGUUGGUGUCUGUCAUUAGCGUCAUUGAUGUCAAAUGUCAUUACUGUCAAUGAUGCCGGGAAAUUCGAAUCAGUGAAAUGGAGGACAGACGGGGUCUUCUAGACGGAAGUCAAGUGAAUGUGUGUGCAAGUCCAAACAUUUUCACAUCACCUGAUCUGGAGAGAAAUCUAAUAUUUGAUGUGAAGUUUGAUGAAUGUGAAAAACAUCAGACCCCUUUAUCUCUACGCCAGUAACCAGGCCGGAUGAUAACGGAUUCAUCGAGUAAAGAUAAGUCAUAUAGAAAGACAAUCGUGCUUCUUUAUUUCUACGCCGGUAUCCAGGGCGGAUGACAACGAAUUUUUUAUAACGAUGGAUUCGGCUUCCGGUCAUGGUGGUGAACAAGCGGCAUCCUUGUGAUCUAUAGUCGAGUGAUAACUUAAUCACAUGAUCGGUUCGAUUCUCUAAGAAGUGUUGAAUAGGGUGGCUAAAUUACUUUUUUAAUCACCCCAGAUUUUCCACUAUUGAUAUUUGGUAUUCUAUAAAAACAACAUUUAUCAAUGUGGUUAGUUUUUAUACAUUUCCACUAAGUGGUAUAAAUAAAGCUGUGAAGUUAGGCGGCGUUCACAACCAAACUUUUUACGUUUUGCUCUUUACGUUUCGUAUUCUGAUUGGUGAGGCAAAAUCUGUAAUUGAAAUGACGCAAAAAGCUGAAGAUAUUCAGCUUUUGGCGUUGCAAACUCAUUACAUAACCUGUUCACAAACAUCGCAGAAGGAUUUGAAUUUCUCGUUAUCAUUGACAUUAAUGACAGAUGACAUUGAUGACAUAAAUGACGCUAAUGAUAGAUUGUCAUACUAAAAAUUUUCCAUAAUUGCAACAGGUUGUAUAUGGUCAGUUUGGACUGUUUAUAAAGUUGUUAUUCUUGCGAAUGUUGGUAUGGAAUUUAUGUUGAAGGGGCAUUUUUUUUGUAAAUACAGUAGGAGGUUUGAUCAUAGUUUCGUAGUCCUUGAGGAUGAGGUCGUAUGUUUGUUUCGCAAUUUAUUGAUUCUUAAUACGGGGUGUUCAAUGUUGAAGCGGCCUAACUUUGAGGAAAUUGAUAGAAUGUAAAAUAAUUGCGUGUGUUGGUUGUGGAGAUAUUGGUUUCUGAUGUAUGGGACAUUAAUGUUUCUUAAAUCGUUUUGUUUGUUCUCAAUUUACAUACUGGCUUUGGUCUCCGUCUGUUCAAGGAUAAUAUGUCUUGCUUUAUGUGCAUCUCAAAAAUUGUUAAGAUCAAUUGUUGCUAGGUAUGUUACCGAAUUAUGGUGAAUAAUUCGACAACAAAAAAAAUCUGAAAAUGAAAUGAGGAUAUUUUUUCACCAAUUUUGAUUCAUCAGUUGCAGUUACCUAUGAUAUUUUGAGAUGGUUCAUGAUGAAUGUUUGAAAGCAAUAGCAGAAGGGAUGAAAACUGUUCUGCAAAUUUCAACGACUCAAUAUCUACAACAAACAAUACGAAAAAACAUUUUUGAAAUACUAUUUAUAUUCAACAAUUAUUCUUCAAUUUAGACCGGUUUGACCUGGAAUACCUCGUAUAUCUCCAUUUCAUUUUGAAUUUACUUGACUUGUUGCAUUUUUUGUAGCUUAUCUGAUUGAAAAUAAUUUCUCAAAAAAUUGUUAGAGAAUUCGUCAAAAGACAUUCGAUUGUUUACUUUUUUCCAUUUGUAUUGAUUACUCAACUCAGAUUUAAUUAUUGAAUAGAAAUAAAAAUGAAACGUCUCUUGAAGGAACCUAAAUAAUUUACUUAAGCCCUAUCUUUUUUGAUUUUUAUAUGAGGGAACUCCUGAAACAUCUUAUUAUUAAUGAUUUUUGACUAAUUACAAAGAUUUUGAAAUGGCAAAGCUAGACUAAAUUAUGCCAUUUGUAUAUUCUACAAAUGAUUGAAUUGAAAAAAUAUAAUAUUACUAUGUCUGCACAUGCCUACAGAAUUUUUAGAUGGGCACUUAUCGAUGAUUUUUGUGCAAUUGUAAGUCGAAGUGCUAACACUUCUAUCAUUUGUACAACUUUCUUAUAUAAUAGUUAUAAUUGUACGAUUUUUCAAAGGGUAUGUCAUCGUUUUUCCGUGUGAUCUAAUUUGUAAUAUUAUAAUAGUUGUUUUCUCAUAAAUUUCCAAGUACCCCUGUAUAUAGUUCUUAUAUUUAGGGUUAAGCUGUGAAGAACAAUUAUUUACGUACUUUAGUUUCGUCAAUAAAUGAUGGUUUAU